Poeciliopsis prolifica (blackstripe livebearer) is the source of this 2368-nucleotide messenger RNA. Its product is annotated as 5-hydroxytryptamine receptor 3E-like. The transcript is spliced from 15 exons. The record is from RefSeq and is a predicted model, not a curated record. Gene Ontology annotation, molecular function: transmembrane signaling receptor activity; neurotransmitter receptor activity; extracellular ligand-gated monoatomic ion channel activity. Gene Ontology annotation, cellular component: synapse; neuron projection; membrane. Lineage: Eukaryota; Metazoa; Chordata; Actinopteri; Cyprinodontiformes; Poeciliidae. Gene Ontology annotation, biological process: nervous system process; monoatomic ion transmembrane transport; signal transduction. Bases 383 to 1885 code for a protein of 500 amino acids.
AGAAAACGGUCUCUAUGAGGCUGAACAGCAUCACAGCAAAAACCCCAAUGCAAUAAAUCACUUGGAGGAACAGAGAGCACAGUAUGUCGGCAUCAGGAGGGAGGCAAAGUCCAGACACAAGAAGAAGAGGACAGGCAGCAGAAAGUUGACCACAUAAAAUGCAGACUUUCUCUUCAUGGUUAUCUGUAAAGAGGUGCUGAUCACAAACUUAUCAUCUCUGUACUCCACCCAGCCUUCAUGAUGAAUGGUGACAAGGGGGCUCGGCACGUUUUUAUCCUUUUCAGUCCUGUAAGAAAAUAAAAAGUACAGGCAGGGCAGUGACACAAAAGCAACAAGAAACAUUUUCACUCAGUCAACAGAGAAACUCAACAGCCUCACAAACAUGAUUCUGGAAGGAUUCUUUACUCUGUUUCUCCUUGCAGGUGGAAAUACCUCUGAUCCAGACUUUGAUGAACCCUUGCUGUUAAUGCCUGCAAGUAUAGAUAUAAAUUUAAUGGAGAACCCAAGCAUAGAAAAUAUGAAGCUGGUCUUUGAGCAAAUUCGAGAACAUGAGGUUCAUUCUCGAGAAGAAUGCAGCACUCAGGCUGUUCUGAACCACCUGAAUCUGACCCAGGACAGUGACAAGUACACUGUGGGUCGGCCCGUUAAACACCAAAGUCAUUUGACGUGGGUACUUCUAGACAUGAGGAUUUAUGCUAUUCUAGAUGUGAGAGAAAGUGACCAGACUUUCAUUGCAUAUAUUUGGAUUUACUUGAGAUGGGACAAUGAGCACAUCUGGUGGGACCCGGAGCAAUUCUGUGGAACCACACAUAUCUUAGUCCCCACUAAAUAUUUGUGGAUGCCAGAUAUGACUAUUGAGGAGAUGACAGAGCAGGACAAAGCCUCUCCAAGUCCUAAUCUCAACAUCAGGAACUACGGCUGGGUUGAAUUCAGAAAUGACCAGGUGGUGAUCAGCACAUGCAAGAUGCGUGUUUACAAAUUCCCAUUCGACGUUCAGAGCUGCAACCUCUCCUUCAAGUCCAUUAUGCACUCAGAUGAAGAGAUAAAGUUAUUUUACUACAAGAACAAUUCGGAGAUCUCAGAGUGGUCUCGAAAAGCUAUGGAGUCGCAGUAUGAGUGGCUGUUUCUCAGCAUGACAGUCACAAGGAAAACCGUCAACCAUUUUGGCUUCAAUCAAACAAUGAUUGUUUACACAAUAAACAUGAAGCGGAGGUCUGCUCUCUACAUUGCAAACUUCUUGGUGCCUGUCCUUUUCUUCCUGUGUCUGGACUUCGCCUCCCUCCUGAUGUCAGACACCGGUGGUGAGAAGAUUGGCUUCAAAAUCACCAUUCUGCUUGCCGUCACAGUGAUGCAGCUCAUUCUCAAUGACAUUCUUCCAUCUUCUUCGGAUAAGAUUCCCUUAAUAGCGGUUUAUUGCAUUGGGACUUUUGCUCUAAUGCUGCUCAGCCUGUUGGAAACUAUUUUGGUGAUUCAUCUAAUUAAUAGAGAUGCGUGGCUGGACAAUGAACAGGAAAAGUCAGGAGACCCAAUUGAAGAUCAGGAGGAGAAACUGACCAACUCACACACAUGUUUUACUGGAAUUAAGAAUCGUAGCAACUGUGCAUCUGUUGACAAACACUCAGCUGAUGGAAGGCUUUCUAUUGUAAAAGAGGGCAUCAAGGGCGUUGAUACAGAAGUCUUCAUUGCACUCGAAAAGAUGUCAGAUGAGCUUGGAGCAGUCAAGAAAUCAAUAACUCUUCUCAGUGGCAGACAGGAAGAGGAUAAAGUGGGUUAUUGGACCAGAACUGCACAGAAAAUAAACAAGGCUUUUACAGUUUUUUAUGUCAUUGCAGCUGUCCUGUUUUUACUGUAUGUCUCUAUAGUGUGGUAUUCUGCAGAUGAGUAGUGAUUAAAUAAACAAACUGUUACUUUUUAUUCAUUUUGAACAUUGGCGUUUUUAACGUUUGCGCAUUUUAUUGAUUUCAAGAAGUGUUUGUGUGUUGUCUGAUCAUUUAUUUUUUUUCCUCACUGCACAGUUUUGCAUUGCUAAAGCCAGUGAUUUGUGCAACAGUGUUAUUAAAAGUAAACAUGGUUAUACCUGUAAAGUGAAUCAGUAUGUGCUAUUCACAAUAAUCCAAGCAAAAAGACUUGCAGUAUGAAUUAUUGAAUUGUGUGGUUAUAUGUGAAGCGUUACUAUGUGCAUUUUUUUUAAUAGUUACAGAAAGUGUUUAAGAAACUGAUGGGACCUUCUGAAGUCACAAACAUUAUUUUAUGAUCUUACAUGUUGUGCUACGAGAUAAACAUCCAAUUCAUCUGUCUGUAAAUUAAAAUCUUCAUGGUUUAUCCAGAGCAUUUAAGCCUGUUCCUAAAUCUGUUACAUAUUGUGCUA